AGUGCAAUGAAGUGCAACUGGAAAUAACAAGAAAAGUAUUUGGAUCUUCAGUCUUCAAAGAUGGUGACUGUUUUAAAUGAUUCCGAUAGUGAGGAUGAGCUGCCACCGGGAUGGGAGGAACGAACGACGUUGGAUGGAAACGUUUAUUACGUGAAUCACUAUACCAAGGGUACGCAGUGGACACAUCCAAGGACUGGUCGUAAAAAAAUCGUCAACGGGGAUUUACCACCUGGAUGGGAGAAAUGUAUAUCAGAUGAUGGCAAAGUUCUAUACGUGGACCAUACAAAUCGUACAACAACCUAUACUGAUCCACGCUUAGCAUUUGCUACCGAAUAUAGAGAAAUAUCUCAGGUAUUACGACAAAGAUUUGAUGCAAGUAGCACUGCCUUAGCAGUGUUACAUGGUCGAGAUCUACGCAACAAAGUUGCUCUUGUUACAGGAGCUAAUACAGGCAUUGGAUAUGAAACAGCCAGAUCAUUAGCUUUGCAUGGUUGCAACGUUGUAUUAGCUUGUAGAAAUAUGGAGAAAGCUAAUGAAGCUAUAAAACAUAUUCAACAAGAGAAAGAGACUGCAAAUUGUACGGCUUUAGAAAUGGACUUGACAUCACUGAACAGUGUGCGUAAAACUGCUGAGCAGUUCAAGCAGAAAUUCAAGUCUCUUCACAUUCUUAUAUUAAAUGCCGGUGUAUUUGGAAUACCUUAUCAGCUUACAGAAGAUGGUUACGAGACAACAUUUCAAGUCAAUCAUUUGUCGCAGUUUUAUUUGACGCUUCUAUUGAAAGAGACAAUACAAAAUACUAAUAAUUCCAGAGUCAUAGUAGUUUCCAGCGAAUCACACAGAUUUUCAACAAUUCGAAUUCCAGAAGAUAUUCAUCAAUCAACUCUAUCUCCACCGGCGUACAAGUAUUGGGGCAUGGAAGCGUACAAUGAAUCAAAACUUUGCAAUAUUCUAUUCGCGCAAGAACUGGCACGACAGUGGCCCACCGUGAGCGUAUUUUCUUGUCAUCCUGGUAACAUGGUGUCUACAUCCUUAUCGCGUCAUUGGUGGCUGUAUCGACUAUUGUUUGCUUUAGUACGGCCGUUCACGAAAUCAUUGCAACAAGCAGCGAGCACAACAAUAUUCUGUGCUACUGCACCAGAAUUGGAAGGUGUAACAGGUAGUUACUUUAACAAUUGUUGUCGUUGUCAACCAUCGAAUGCUGCUCUGGACCCUGUAUUAGCCACGCGAUUAUGGAUUCUUAGUCAAAACAUGAUAACAGACGUUAUAGAAAAAAAUAAGAAUAAUUACGGAGAAAAAUGAGAUUUAUCAUCUUCAAUUAUCCGCUAUUAUAUAAAUUAAAUAAAAAAAUGUUAUUAAUCCUG
Molecule: messenger RNA, 1361 nt
Organism: Pogonomyrmex barbatus (red harvester ant)
Lineage: Eukaryota; Metazoa; Arthropoda; Insecta; Hymenoptera; Formicidae
Gene: Wwox
Product: WW domain-containing oxidoreductase
Molecular function (GO): protein binding
Source: RefSeq, a predicted model, not a curated record